Messenger RNA from Bufo bufo (common toad), 5466 nucleotides. RefSeq names its product SHC adaptor protein 4 (gene SHC4). Gene Ontology annotation, molecular function: receptor tyrosine kinase binding. The record is from RefSeq and is a predicted model, not a curated record. Bases 1 to 1791 code for a protein of 596 amino acids. The transcript has 12 exons. Gene Ontology annotation, cellular component: plasma membrane. Lineage: Eukaryota; Metazoa; Chordata; Amphibia; Anura; Bufonidae. Gene Ontology annotation, biological process: intracellular signal transduction; cell surface receptor protein tyrosine kinase signaling pathway.
AUGAAAGACCACCGUCAGCCCAGUGGCCACAUUCUGCACCAGUUCCUUUGUAGAUACCCAGUGAUGCUUCAAAGGGCCAAGUACAGUCGAUUCAGGAAUGACUCUGUAACAACUACAGAAGAAUGUUCACCGAACCCAUCUUCAAAUGCCAAAGCUUGUGCCAACUCUCAUGCAAAUGCUACUUCCUUUUUACCAGUAGAAGACCUCACCUUGGUAUCGCAGGAUAGUGCAACUACACUAUGCACUUUUAUACCCAAAAUGCCUCAUUUUAAGCUGUCUAGCUCGGUGAGCCUGAUGCGACUGAGACAGUUCUCCCUGGGGACUAAACAAGUGCCUAGAUUAAAACUGACAGAUAGUCACACGGCUCCAAAUAGCCCAACAUCUGCAGAGAACACUUUCAACAGCUACAUGAGCUCUUCUCAAGUGAGGCAGGAUGUAGACUUGAGUGCAAAACCCCCAGAGGACUGUGCCCUGCCAGAAAAUGAGAAGUCUUCACCUGAUCAGAAGAACAGCUACAUCCAGCACGUGACCAUGGGACCCAUCCUCUCCUACUGUGUAAAAUACAUGGGUUGUAUUGAAGUGCUGCAGUCCAUGAGGUCUCUUGAUUUUGGCACGAGAACGCAAGUUACAAGGGAAGCAAUAAGCCGACUCUGUGAGGCUGUCCCUUGUGCAAAAGGAGCUGCCAAGAAACGAAGGCCUCCUGUGAAAUUCCUUUCCUCCAUAUUAGGGAAGAGCAACCUUCAGUUUUCUGGGAUUAACAUCAAGUUGACCAUCUCCACCAACAGCCUUAUGCUGACAAAUAUAGACACCCAGCAGGUAGUUGCAAACCACCACAUGCAGUCAAUAUCAUUCGCUUCUGGUGGAGAUCCAGAGACAACUGACUAUGUUGCAUAUGUAGCUAAGGAUCCCGUAAACCAAAGAGCUUGUCACAUUUUGGAAUGUCCAAACAGCCAAGCUCAAGAGGUGAUCAAUACAAUUGGUCAGGCAUUUGAACUGCGCUUCAAACAGUUUUUGAAGAGUCCAUCCUUUAUAGAAGAAAGUGAAGCAUUAGGCAAUAAUAAUGUGGCUGAGAAAACCGAACGAAAAGAAGGCCAUGAAUACUAUAAUGAGGUGCCAGGAAAAGAGCCCCCUUCCGGUGGUUUACUCGACAACAGAAUGCCGGGGGAAAUUGCAGGAUCUAGAUCGGAUGGUGAUAAAAAAGACCCCAAAGUGGGUUGCCCCAAAAGUACCAACAUAUAUGAGAACUGUAUAAAGAACCCGAAGACAGUAGGCUUCACUGUUCACAGUGAACAGAUGCAAGAUAUGCUGUCCGGCAGAGACAUUAUGGAUGAUCCAUGUUAUAUGAACACAGUUUCAAAAACUGAAAAUCAAGAUAAAAUUUCAGUUUCUGGGAGAUCCUGUGUAAAAUCAAUAAUUCAAGAUGCUGAAGACCUUUGCCAGGCAAACAAAACAUCCAUCAGCAGCUCCAUGCAGAAGGAAGUAUGGUAUCAUGGAAAGAUGAAUCGAAAGCUCGCAGAGAGCUUGCUUAUUCACGAUGGAGAUUUUUUAGUUCGAGAAAGCACAACAUCAGUCGGUCAGUACGUGCUGAGUGGGCUUCAUGGUGGUCACCCAAAACAUCUCCUGCUGGUGGACCCAGAGGGAAAAGUGAGAACGAAAGAUCGUGUUUUCGACAAUGUCGGCCACCUAAUAAAGUACCACAUGGAAAAUGAGUUACCGAUUACUUCAUCUGGAAGUGAGCUCAGUCUGAGGCAGCCGGUGAGGAGGCAAGAAGUUGAUGUUCUUCAGGAAUGAAAAGGACUGCAUUUAUAAUACCUGCAUAUGAACUAUUGGACGCUUGUUCCAUUUUAUUCACAUGUAAACACAACUUAUCCACCUAAAUCAAUCAUGAGGAGACGUGGUGAAUGAUGAAUUAAGGCUCCGUAGGCCACUUUUACACGUAGAUGUGAUUUGUCUUCAGGAAGAGUGAUUCCACAACAACUGCUGUAGAAGCUGUCACAGUUCUGUCCAAAAAUAUACAAGCAAAUAAUACUUAAAAGCACAACCCCCACAAUAGUACGUCAGCCAAAAGGAGUGGUAUGUGCCUUGGAAUGAAUGUUCUUAGCAGGGUACAUGUUUUUGUAUAUAUUACAGUCAUCUUUAGAAAUCUCACUAUAAUGUGUAAAGCUUUAUGAUAUUAUUGCAAGUUGUAAAAUAUGGAUCGCAUUAAAAUGAAAUCACGGAGAAACAAGCAAAGCCGGCAUGUACAUACAUCUAAUGAGUCCAACAUGAAAUUUUAGUAACACUAUAUUUUUACUAACAGUGCGCUCUUUUUUUCUUUUUUUGCAUAGACAUACUGUCAUUAUCAAACGUCCUUCAUGUAACAAUAGCUACACGAGAAAAUUUUGCCUUUUUAAAGGGGUUGUGCAAGAACGGGGGUGGACCUGAUUCCUGUCGCUGGCUGACAAUUCCUUCUUCUCCCGCCUACAAUGCUCCACUGGGCCCCCUCGCUGUAAACAUCCGGUUUGACAUCACCGCAGCCAAUCACUGGCCGUGGUGGAGACCAGAUCCCUUUGUGUCAUGUGAGCAUUUGUCAUGACGUAAGGUGAGCAGGUCACUGUCACGGCCGGUGAUUGGCUGCAGGUGAUGUCAAACCGGAUGUUUAUAGUGAGGGAGCCCAGUGGAGCAUCACAGGCUGGAAGAAGAAGCAGCGGAAGCAGGUAAGUCCCCUUCCCUUUAAAGGUUCAGCCAAGUGGGGGGGUUGCCAAAAUUCAUCCCCCAUUCUUGCACAACCCCUUUAAGGGACCUAUAUAUGUGCCAUAUGUGGUAAGUGUUGAUGUAACAGUGACAGAAUAGUAACAUUUAAAGUGCAAGAAUAUUACAGGAUUACCUGAUAAUAAUAGAGUCUAUAUGGCAUCCAUGAAAACACAAGUUCAAUGACUGAUAUCACAUAUUUCUAUAUCAGACCGUGGGUUAUAGGAGUAAAUUGGAUCAGGGAAGCAUUUGCAUCCUAUACGUCUACAUACAAUUCCUCUGGGUAUUGCAGUUUAGCCCCAGGCUCAAGCAACUUACUCAUAGGCCUCAUUCACAUUUGGGUAUUUUGGUCAGGAUUUAGCAUCAGUAUUUGUAACCUACGUAAAACCAGGCAUAGAAACUAAACACAAAAAAGCAUAAUGAAAAGAUUUGCAUCUAUUCUGGAUCCACCUCAGUGCUAAAUACUGGCCGAAAUACACAAGGGCAAAAGAGGCCAUCAGCUAGGGGUCUGCAACAUUUUAUGUACGGAGUGCCAGAAAAAGAAAAUGAGCUGAAGUGCUCAAUGUGCGUUGCCAUACAAAGUCAUACGACACAAACAUGUGACAUAAACCGGGUAUUUACUAGCUACAUCCCAAAAUUCUCAACAUGUCACUGCUCAUCCUAAUCUGCCUAAGGGACCAAUAUAUGGGGGACCACCUCCAGCAACCGGGAGAGAACAGCCUUUACUGACUUUAACUGACUGAGGGCUGCCCUGCCCCACCACUGUCCGCCAUACACUGGUGCCCCAUAUACUGCUAACUCUCACAAUAAUAACAAUCAGAGCUCACAUGCAUACUCACCAUUCCCACCACACCCCCAAAACUGGUCAAAGAGCUUAUUCCCCAUCUCCCCAGCAAUCAUUUUCAGGCUCAGCACUGCCUUCCAAUCCCCCAAAGUAGUCAGAAAGCUGGCAUUCCCAUCAUAACCAGCCUCUAAUUACCCCAGCAAUCACAUUCAGGCCAAUCAUCCUCCUGACACCCACUUCCCCCCAAGAAUCACAUGCAGGCUCACCAUCCCCUUCACCUCCCAAGUAAUCAGAAAACUUGCACCCCAUCAUCCCCCCAGCAAUCAAAUGCAGGAUCACCAUCCCCCUUCCCCGAAAGUAGUCAUAAAGUUGGCUUCAAUUACAUGCAGACUCACAAUCCUCCCGCCACCCCCAAACUAGUCGCAGUGCUUGUUCCCCCAUUUCACCUCCCCACCCCCAAACUAGUCACAGUGCUCAUUGAUCCCCCUUCACUGUCCUCCCCCCACCCCCAAACUAGUCACAGUGCUCAUUCCCCAACCUCCCUCCACCCCCAGAGCUUGUUCCUCUGUCUCCCCAAGCUCACUUGCUCUCCCCAUCCCCAGUCCUGAGGAGGAGCAUCGUAGCAGCAGAGAGGUAGCAGGGUCCCACACUCUGAUAUCGCUCGGGCGGGAAGUGUGAGGGGCAGGCCUAGCAGACGCCUGUGAUGCUUUUCAAUUAUUUUUUUUUUUUUCAUUAAGAUACAGCGCGGUGGCGGGGCAAGGAACAAAUGGUGACCAGACAGAAAAGUCUUGCCGUCAUUUGGUGACAGCUGGUGUGGCAGCAGAAUGCGGUUUGCGUGCAACCUCUGGCAUGAGUGCCACAGGUUGCCGACCCCUGCCAUAGGAUAGCCAGGUUUAUAUGAAAUUACCCAUGGUUUGAUGGUACCCAAACCAACCUCACUGUAGAUUUGGAGAACAGUACUAAGGAAAAUAGCAAAACUAAUAAUACUAACCGAUUACCACUACACCCAUCAUUGUCAGUCAUACAUGUACCCACAAAUAGGCUAGAAGAGGAGCAGCAUCCAGAGCAUGCACAGUGAGUGCGGUGUGCUGGCCUCAGCUUCUUCUGUGCACUGAAUAUGUACUGGAUGCCACCAUUGCUGGCCUGAGAUGCUGUAUCCUGGCAGCAGGGACGUUCUCAAGGGGUUCUCCGGGCAUUUGGUCCAAUCAGGGCAUGGUGCUAACCAUUGGAGGGAAGCUCUUUUACAUGGCACUUACCCUCCCUCGCUUCCCCCAUGCAGUGGUCUGCUGCACUAUAAUGAUAUAAUGCAGCUGAACAGGAAAAGAAGCAGCCACAUCUGGUCAGGACCUGGGUGACAGCACACAACAGUGCGGCAGAGAUGGCGGUAUCAGGAGAGUCCGAUGUAAGUCCUAUGUAAAAGAGCUUCUCUCCGCAGGUUAGCACCAUGAACUUAUUGGACCAAAUGCCCAGAGACAGAGAACCCCUUUAAGGGUAUGGACACAUUGACUAUUAAGCUGGGCAGCUCCACCUUUGCGACUACAACAAGCCAAUCUGACUACAGUGUGUGCCGGGAUCAAACUUCAUAUUUAACAUAAUGAAGUUACAGUCACAUGCUGGGACCCCAACCGAUUGCUAUAAUAAAGGGAAGCUCUGUGGCGUGCUUUGUGCAGGUACACCCAGCCCCAUUAUUUUAAUGCACAGUUCCGGACAAAAGUGGCUUCAGUCCUUUUGUUCUCAUGAUCAGUAGAGGUUUCACCCCCAUGAUCACAAAGUGACGACAUAUCCAUAGAUAUAUGUGGUCACUUGGUAAGGUUGGAAUACCACUUUACAUUUUAACAAUUACCUGAGGGCAAUCCAUUUACUGUAUAGGAAGCUCAUAUUAGAAAUGAUUUGGUCUGUUCCAUCUAAUACAUUUCAGAUAUAACUAAGAAAUAAUAAAUGUGAAAACUAUC